Messenger RNA from Botrytis fragariae, 705 nucleotides. RefSeq names its product putative cysteine dioxygenase protein. NCBI's taxonomy places the organism in Eukaryota, Fungi, Ascomycota, Leotiomycetes, Helotiales, Sclerotiniaceae. Gene Ontology annotation, molecular function: cysteine dioxygenase activity; ferrous iron binding. The record is from RefSeq and is a predicted model, not a curated record. Gene Ontology annotation, biological process: L-cysteine catabolic process. The coding region runs from base 1 to 705 and encodes 234 amino acids. The transcript is spliced from 2 exons.
AUGACUCCAUCCAUAGCUCUCGAUGCUACCGGCGCAUGUUCAACCUCUCUCUCAUCCAACAAAACCUCCUCACCCCCCGACUCCUUCCAUCAACUCGUCGCAGACCUCUCCCAAAUUCUCGGGCCAUCCUCCGGCCUCACGUCCGCGGACGUAGAUGUGCAACAGCUUCGCUCCUUAAUGGAACGAUACAUCUCCAACGAAGACGAAUGGCGAAAAUACGCAUUUGCAGAUUUAAGCAGAGGCUACACGAGAAAUUUGGUAGAUGAAGGGAACGGGAAGAGUAAUUUGUUAAUUCUCGUCUGGAGUCCAGGAAAAGGCUCGCCCCUCCACGACCACGCAGAUGCGCAUUGUCUCAUGAAAGUCCUCUCGGGAACUCUCUCCGAAACCCAAUACACAUUCCCAUCCACCUCCACUUCCUCCACAUUUUCCCCAUCCGCAUCCCAGCCUUUCAACACUCCCCCCACAAUAAUAAAAACCACAACCUACACCACGAACCAAGUAACCUACAUGUCCGACGAUCUUGGCCUCCACAGAAUAUCCAAUCCCGAUCCCGAGAACGUGGCUGUGAGUUUACAUCUCUACACACCUCCGAAUGCGGCGCGAGAGGGCUGCCAUAUUUUUGAUGAGAAAACGGGAAGGAAAAGCCAUGUUACGCAGUCUAACUUCUACUCGGUGUUUGGGGAACGGGUCAGUGGACAGGUGUAA